CAACGUUAACCUCAACUCAACUCCCACUCUUUCUCUCUCUUCCUCCCACUUUACACCUCCCAUUAACCAACAUUCAAACCUCUUCCUUUAUAUAACCCCAUAAUAAACCCAAAACACUUCCAAAAAAAAAAAACCCAUUCAAAAACACUACACAAAAAAAAAAAAAAAACUCAUUCAAAAACACUACACAAAAUGGCCCCUAUAAGUCCAACCCAACGACGUAUAAAUGGUAUCAGAGCAACCCUGGCAAUAGCCGAUACAGCCUCAUGGUACUGUUCCCUUAUCAUAGUCGGGUUAAUCCUGUUCAUUACCUUACGAGAAGAGAAUUACAACCCUUACUACGACGAUAACGAUGGUAGUAGUUUCUUCUCUGACAGUUUACAGACGGCGACAAAUGGUGCAGGAUUUCUCGAAAACCACCACCAUAUAUGGCGGCCGCCGUGUGACGAAAUCUACGUGGUGGGUGAAGGAGAGACUCUUCAUACUAUAAGUGAUAAGUGUGGUGAUCCUUUUAUUGUUGAACGUAACCCUCAUAUUCAUGAUCCUGAUGAUGUUUUUCCUGGUCUUGUUAUUAAGAUUGUGCCUUCUUCUGAUUCUUCUGGAAAUAUUAACAGAAAGUUUCUAAGGUAGAUAAUCUUUUUUUUCUUUUCUUUUUUUUAAGAUAUAGAGAAUUAUACACAAGAAAACAGAGCACUCUGUUUUGAUAGAUGUAUACUUUUAAAAUUUAAUUACCCUUUUGUUUAUUGUUUUUAUCUUAUGAAUAGUGUCAAAAAUCCAAUUGUGUCAUGUAAAUAAGCACGGAGGAAGUAUAAGUUUUGUAAUCAACUAUUCAUUCAUGUAUCAAGCUUAAAAAUAUGUAAUAUUUAGAGUUACUUUUUUAUUGUAUGGUGGUGAAAUAUGGAAAGAAAUCAAAAAAUAAUCAUGUAGUAGUCCCUUUUGUUUC
Molecule: messenger RNA, 943 nt
Organism: Spinacia oleracea (spinach)
Lineage: Eukaryota; Viridiplantae; Streptophyta; Magnoliopsida; Caryophyllales; Amaranthaceae
Exons: 1
Coding region: 193-630 (145 amino acids)
Source: RefSeq, a predicted model, not a curated record